UUUUCCGAGUCCAUACCCCCGAUGUCAAAAACGAAGUCCUCUCACAGGUUCUAGUGUCUUUAAUUAUCCGAAGAACGUUUUAUUGUCCAACACCGUAAACCGGUGUUCCAUGAAUUUACCAAUAUUCCGUUCAAUGCGUUUAUCUUUUCUCGCAUUGAGAAUGUCAUAUCGGGAAAGAGGUCGCCGAUCUUUUGAUCAGGGAUAUGAUGGAGGAAGACACGGUGGAGGUGGCCAUGGAAGAGGGGGUCGAAAGUACCAGGACUAUGACAGCACUGACAAUGGAAGAGGUCGUAAAAAUUUCGACCGAGGCUUUGGUGGGAAUCACAUGAGAGGCAAUCGAAAACAUAACGACCAAGGCAAUAAUGACAGUGCAGAUAAUGGUCCUCACAGACAUCCGCCUGGCUUGAAAGGGAAAGAGAUUGGAUUAUGGUACAGUCGACGCAGUCGGGCCAAAAAGGAAAUGCAAGACAAACAGCAACGUCCAUUGAUAAAAAUGGACAGUCGGCAGGAAAAUAACAUCCGGGACAUCUUGGAUCAGUUUGGAUCCGGUCCAUCCAGCAGCUCCCACCCUCAUCAGUACCACCCCAGUUCUCACCACACCACCAGCAUCAGGGAUUGCCGUGACAACAACAGAACACAGAAAACCUCGUCGGACGACUGGUUCAACAUGGAUUCAGCCCAUGAGGAGGAGACCAAACCCAACAGCAGUAAGUCAUUGGAAUCUCCUGUUUGGCACACCUCGCCUUCAAGAAUCAAGGAAAAUGCUUAUAACAAGGACAGCAACAACGACGAGGAUGAAAUUGGUCAUGAUGACAAUGAUAAUGUUGAAAUGUCAUCGCAGUUGACAGAGAGAACCAACAGCUGCGACAUAUUGGCUUCUGUCACAGAAGUGAUGAAGUUUUACAAAGAAGAAACCGAUUAUGGAAUUGAUCCAACAUCAGAUGACUUUGUGCCAAGUUCCAGUAUCAAACACAAUCCCUUGCUGGAUGCAGCAUACCAGAAGGACAUCCAAGAACGGUCAAAGAGUGCCAGCUACCAAAAAAUGCUUCAAUUUCGGAAGAAAUUGCCAUCGUACGACAUGAGAAAGGAACUUGUAGAUAAGAUUGAGAACAACCAAGUGGUGGUCAUUAGUGGAGAGACUGGUUGUGGUAAAACAACUCAGGUACCUCAAUUUAUCUUGGACGACUACUUAGAACGCGGAAUGGGUUCAAAGUGUAGCAUCAUCUGUACACAACCUCGCCGAAUCAGCGCCGUUUCUGUUGCUCAAAGAGUUGCCGAUGAACGUGACGUAGCAUGUGGACAGGGCAGCGAAGUGGGAUUCCAGAUUCGCUUGGAAAGGGAGCUUCCACGAGAAAGAGGAUCCAUACUGUUCUGUACGACUGGUAUUGUUCUGAAAUGGCUGGAAUCUGAUCCAUCAUUACUCCGUGCCUCACACAUCAUCCUCGACGAGAUCCACGAGCGGGACCUUCUGUCUGACUUCCUCAUGGUCAUCAUCAAAGACCUCUUGGUCACUCGGCCGGACAUCAAAGUGAUUUUGAUGAGUGCAACCCUCAACGCUGAAAUGUUCUCCAUCUACUUUGGUGGUGCCCCCAUGAUCAACAUUCCUGGAUUUACUUACCCAGUCAAAGAAUACUAUUUGGAAGACGUCUUAGAAAUAACAAAUUAUCAGCCACCUGAAGCCAAGCGUCCGAAAUGGGGCAUGAGAGGAAUGGCUAAUGCCAGGAAGGAAGAAAUGGAAAGACAGCAAAUGAAGGAUUGGAUUCGUGAGACAUUACAAGGAAGCUACAGCCCUGCCACCUGUCACUCCCUUGCUUCUAUGGACCAUAAAUUCAUUGAUAUCGAACUCGUUGUUGAACUUAUCAAGCAUAUUUGCUACAAGAAAGAGGAUGGUGCCAUUCUUGUAUUCCUUACUGGUUGGGAAGAAAUCCGAAAAACCAAUGACCUCCUCAACAAAGAUCCCACAUUCAACAGCCGUAUUUGCUACCAACACCAUCAAGAACAGCAACAGCAACAACUAGAACUUCCUUCACAAGCCAUUUUCUCUUCUCUUCCUCUCUUUUUAUUCCUCAGUAUUACUAUUGAUGAUGUUGUUUAUGUCAUCGAUUGCGGCAAAAUCAAAGUGAAACAUUUUGAACCAGAGAAAAAUCUAACGUCGCUUGAACCCCAACUGGUGUCCAAAGCAAAUGCUAAACAGCGCCGGGGACGAGCAGGCAGAGUGCAGCCAGGUGAGUGUUAUCACCUGUAUUCCACAUUUACUGAGUCAAUACUGGAUGACUAUCUCCUACCUGAAAUGUUGAGAACACGGCUAGAGGAACUCUGCUUACAAAUUAAGUUAUUGAAGUUGGGAAAAAUUAUUCCAUUUGUGGAGAAAGCAAUCCAGACUCCAUCAUUACAAGCAUUAAACUCAGCCAUCAAAAUCUUACAAGACCUGAAUGCUCUCGACCAGGAUGAAAACCUCCUGCCUCUGGGUAAACACUUGGCCCGCAUGCCUGUGGACCCACAUUCCGGGAAGAUGAUCCUGUUUGGUGCCAUGUUUUGUUGCCUCGACCCCAUCCUCACGGUUGCCGCCAGCUUAAGCUUUAAAGACGCUUUUGUUGUCCCAUUGGGAAAGGAAAAAGCAGCGGAUCAACAGCGGAAGAUGUUGGCAGAAGGAAGCAAGAGCGACCACAUUAUGUUAAUUAACGCAUACAAGGGCUGGAGAAAGUCUGUAGCUGCACGUUAUGAUUACUCCUACUGUCACCAGAACUUUCUCUCUUUCAACACACUUAAGCUGCUGAAAGAGAUGAAGGGUCAGUUUGCAUCCUUGAUCCAUCAACUUGGCUUCAUAUCACAACCAAAUCCAUCAGAGAGAACUGCUAACAGAAAUUCUGAUAACCUGGAGUUGAUCAAAGCCAUUAUUUGUGCCGGUCUUUACCCAAACGUUGCCAAAGUACAGAAACCUUCAAUGGGGAAAAGACCCACCUUACUACAGACCAAGAUAGAGAAGAGGGUCUCUCUCCACCCGAAAUCUGUCAAUUCCACGGAAUCAGUGUUUGAAUCAAAAUGGUUGAUUUACCACCAAAUGUUGAAGACGUCGGGGAUCUACCUCCAUGAUUGUACCAUUAUCUCACCCUACCCACUUCUAUUCUUUGGUGGACCAAUAGGCAUCAAAAGGGAUGGUGACCAAGACUGCAUUACGGUGGAUGAAUGGAUUGUUUUCCAGGCCUCUCCAAAGACAGCAGCUCUUGUGAAGGCAAGUAUUUCUAUCAUCAUCAUCAUCACCAUCACGUAUACGCAAGAUUGCUAAGCAUAAUCAUGUGGUUGAAUGAGGAGCAGGGAGGAUUACAGGUAAGAUCACCGCCAUCAAUUUACCAUGAGGAAA
Octopus bimaculoides (California two-spot octopus) is the source of this 3361-nucleotide messenger RNA. RefSeq names its product ATP-dependent DNA/RNA helicase DHX36. NCBI's taxonomy places the organism in Eukaryota, Metazoa, Mollusca, Cephalopoda, Octopoda, Octopodidae. The record is from RefSeq and is a predicted model, not a curated record. Gene Ontology annotation, cellular component: cytoplasm; nucleus; intracellular anatomical structure. Gene Ontology annotation, molecular function: ATP binding; RNA helicase activity; G-quadruplex DNA binding.